Molecule: messenger RNA, 1920 nt
Organism: Penicillium maclennaniae
Lineage: Eukaryota; Fungi; Ascomycota; Eurotiomycetes; Eurotiales; Aspergillaceae
Product: alkaline phosphatase family protein
Exons: 4
Coding region: 1-1920 (639 amino acids)
Source: RefSeq, a predicted model, not a curated record
AUGGUUUCCCUUCCGCGCGUGGUUGCUGCCGCCAGCUCCACUGCGGUCCGCCUGUUUUCCUACAUCUUCCUAAGAUGGAUUCCCGGUCAUCCAUUCGUAGCCAUCAUUUUCACCUCACUGGUGGUAUAUCUCUCAUCCCUCUUUCUUGUAUUGCAAGACCAGGGUGCCUUCAACGAGCGCGACAAGAGGAAACAAAAGACCUCGGCCAAGAAGCCUCCAAAGCCAUGUGGUGAAGACUCCGGCGACUCCGUGCUGAAGACACUGUUGACGGGUCUUCCUUCAAAGCGGUCGCCGCUGUGGACCUGCAUCACUGCGCUCGUCAACAUUGGUGUAGCCCUGCUAGCACUCGACUUUUUGAUUCGGAGUAUUGUGGCCUGGCCUAGUACCGAUGCCGCUUUCUCGCGCAUUGGAUAUGUGUCGCCAACUACUGCCAACCUGCUCUUCCGUGAGCCAGACACCGCACGGCUGCCAAUUAUUGUCUCCUUCCAACAAUCCGAGCCAGCCUCGGAGAAAUGGAUACAGGAAGGCACCGUCUACAAGCUAGACAACAGUACGGAUUUCACAACGUCCGUGACGUUAAGAAAUCUCAAACCGUCAACACACUACAGGUACUCGCUGUCGAAUAAUAAGACCGGCACCUUCGUCACAGCUCCACGGCCCGGAUCGCCAGAGGCCAACAGACUGUCAUUUGUGACUUCCAGCUGCUUGAAGCCAAAUUUCCCCUACAAUAUCCUGUCUCAUCCAUUGCGAGUCCCUGGAAUUGAGUCCAUGACCGAAGCCCUCGGAAAGCUACCAGCACUUCUGAAGCCAGCUUUCAUGCUUUUCCUGGGUGACUUCAUCUAUAUCGACGUUCCAUUCCGCUUCGGCUCUUCGAUGGACCACUACCGCAGCGAAUACCGUCGGAUCUACUCAUCACCAUCAUGGUCAUAUAGCUCAGAAUUCGGUCCAGCCAUCGACCUCCCCUGGAUCCACACUCUCGACGACCACGAGAUUGAGAACGAUUGGUCAAGAGGUAACAAGACCGCUCCAUACCCAGCAGCCGCUGAUCCAUUCAUUCACUACCAUGUGAGCGCGAACCCGCCCAUCCCAGAGAAGUCUUUCGCGCACCCAGAGGACGUCACCUACUUCUCCUUCGUCAACGGUCCAGCUUCGUUCUUCAUGCUAGAUACACGAACCUACCGUUCCGAGCCACUAAAAGAAAAUUCCACAAUCCUAGGCUCGGCGCAGCUCCAAUCCCUCCUCACCUAUCUAGCUCGUCCCGAACCAGCCCGCGUACGCUGGAAGAUCAUCUCUUCCAGCGUCCCAUUCACAAAGAACUGGCACAUCGGCACAUCCGAUACGUGGGGUGGCUUUCUGAACGAGCGCCAGACCGUCUUUGAAACGAUUUGGCAAGCCGAGCGCGAACAGAAUGUCCGCAUCAUCCUCCUCAGCGGCGAUAGACACGAGUUCGCCGCGACGCGAUUCCCAGACCCCGAACUUGCACUCUCACCGGACAAUCUCCAGCCCAACACAGCUGGUCUAGGUGUCCACGAGUUCAGCGUUGGCCCGUUGAGCAUUAAAUUCGGGCUCAUUGAGAUCGCGGAUGAUUUCGAAGAGGCCGAACCGAAUGCUUCAUCCCCUGCCCCCGUGCGGAGUUCUGUGCUCACGUACUCGCUUUAUGUGGAUGGUGAUGUCGUGUGGAAAUAUCGUCUCAGCGUGCCUCAUGAAUAUGACUCUGCCACUCGUGCGGGCUCCGAGAAAAGCUGGAAUCUUCACCCUGGUCGCGUCGUUGAGGACAAGCUUGUUGCUGAUGGAUGGGAUGUUGUUUUCAAGACGGCCCUUGGGACCGCGGAGACUCUUACGAAGGGUUUGAUCCAAAAGGGGACAAAAAUGUAUUAUGAGUUUAUGGAGAAUUUGCGAAAGCGAGGGAGGCUUGAUUAG